This is a messenger RNA of Ramularia collo-cygni, 426 nucleotides long. RefSeq lists its product as uncharacterized. Lineage: Eukaryota; Fungi; Ascomycota; Dothideomycetes; Mycosphaerellales; Mycosphaerellaceae. The coding region runs from base 1 to 426 and encodes 141 amino acids. The record is from RefSeq and is a predicted model, not a curated record. The transcript has 2 exons.
AUGCACUUCUCUUCCACGCUCGCAGCUCUAUCCACAGUCCUCCUCGCCAACGCGGCACCACAGCUACCCACAGGCUGGGAAGCGCCAACCUGCACAGACGGCGGCCAACUGCACUGCUGCUCGGCAACAUUCGCGGGAGAUCUUGCGCCUGUUACGCUCCUUUCCGACUUGGCAUGCUACGAUUUGACUCCUGCAGACACGAAUUGCAUCAUAACAAAUGCACCUAUAGAUCCGCUGGUGGGAUGUAAAGGAGUGUGGUCGUGCUGUCAGGUCAACACUCUGGCCCCACUGUUGGGCAUCUUCUGCUCCGACCCACCAGGAGAAUGUGUCGGCGACGAGGCUCCCCCGAGGUGUCUGGACGUUUUGAACGAUCGAUUUGGGCAUUGUCCGGCGAACGGAGGGGGACUUCUUGGAGGAAUCUUGUAG